AAAGUAUUUAUUACGUACAGAGCUUCUCAGCAACUAAUUCAUAAAAUGUAUAUUAUAAGCCUUAUCCGCAAACAAUUGUAUUUACUGCAAGCUACAUUUGCCUUUCUUUUAAAAUAAAUGAGCCGGAAAGUGAGUAGCUGAUUAGUCAGCUAAGUAGAACAAAGAAAAAUCAGUUAAACUGUACUAUAUCCGACAUAGGCAUCAAGUGAACAUAAAUAAUAUAUAUGAGAAUGUUUUUUAUGGAUAGUUAAUUAGUAUUAAACUUGUAGUUCCUUCUAAGUUUAUUGGAGCCCUCAUUAUUUUUUCAUUCCCAGUUGUUGCCAUAUUUUCUUUAAGUGUACAAUGCCUAAUAGCAGCGAGGUGGUAGAUGAUUUUUUUGCUGAAGCUUCAGUAUUUAAUCAAGCAAAGAACGUGCAGGAAACUACUAGAAAAUUGAGAAUUGUUUAGCAAUGCAGAUGAGGAGUGGAAUAUUAAAAGCAUUAUGGCUAUGCCUUACUUUUAACGAAGGCCUGGCCAUACUGGAGCACGAAGGCGAGACCAUCAACAGAUGCAUCCAAAACUAUGGCGGACUUACUGUGGAAAACGCCGAGCGUCUAGGACGAUUCAAGGAAUGGUCGGAAAGCUACGAGGAAAUCCCCUGCUUCACGCGCUGUUAUUUGUCCGAGAUGUUCGAAUUCUACAACAACUUAACGGGCUUCAAUAAGGACGGUAUUGUGGGAGUCUUUGGAAGACCCGUCUACGAAGCCUGCCGAAAGAAAUUGGAACUGCCAUUCGCGUCAGGCGAGAGCAGCUGCAAACAUGCCUACGAGGGCUUCCACUGCAUCACCAACAUGGAAAGCCACCCGUUCACGGUUAUCGACAACAUGCCAAACAUCUCCCCGUCAGCCAAGAAUGCAAUGAAGGACUGCCUGCAGGAUGUCCACCAGGACGAGUGGAAGAGCUUCGAUGCCUUCGCCUACAAUCCUGUCAAUGAACCUAUUCCGUGCUUCACCCGGUGCUUCGUGGACAAGCUGCACAUCUUCGAGGAGAAAACGCGUCUUUGGAAACUGGAGGCGAUGAAGCGAAACUUGGGCAUUCCGGCCAAAGGAUCUCGCAUAAGGACAUGCCAUCGGCAGCGUGGCAAGGACCGAUGUGCCACAUAUUACAAACAGUUCACAUGCUACGCGAUGGCCAUCUAGGUAGCCAUCUUUGUAAAGCAAAAUUUAUGUAAGAUUACAUAUUAAUUCAAUGAUAAAAAUAUGCUUUCAUUUAUCCAAAGAAUAUCUCUGCAUUUGGAAAUAUAUAGAUCUUACAUUGUGCUUAUUAA
Drosophila sechellia is the source of this 1306-nucleotide messenger RNA. It is a transcript of the gene Obp83cd, whose product is annotated as Odorant-binding protein 83cd. The record is from RefSeq and is a predicted model, not a curated record. Gene Ontology annotation, biological process: sensory perception of smell. Bases 450 to 1178 code for a protein of 242 amino acids. NCBI's taxonomy places the organism in Eukaryota, Metazoa, Arthropoda, Insecta, Diptera, Drosophilidae. Gene Ontology annotation, molecular function: odorant binding. The transcript has 3 exons.